Engraulis encrasicolus (European anchovy) is the source of this 2930-nucleotide messenger RNA. RefSeq names its product kizuna centrosomal protein (gene kiz). The record is from RefSeq and is a predicted model, not a curated record. Gene Ontology annotation, biological process: spindle organization. Bases 96 to 2660 code for a protein of 854 amino acids. Gene Ontology annotation, cellular component: centrosome. The transcript is spliced from 16 exons. Lineage: Eukaryota; Metazoa; Chordata; Actinopteri; Clupeiformes; Engraulidae.
AUGGCAACAGCAACACCACCACCACUACACACUAGCAGUUACACGCAUACGCGGAUGUCAAAACAGGGAUAGCUGCUAGAUGUGAAGAAGAUUCAAUGGCUUUUUGCAACGAUGAGUACUUUGAGAAAAUUGGACGUAUGCAAAAGAACAUACACGAACUGGAGAAGAAGAGGCUUGCGCUCGAGAGAGAUCUGUUUACAUACUGCAGGUCUGACCAAAGAGUUGCACAGUUAAAACACGCCAAGUUUCAGCAGCAUCUGAAGGAGAUCUCUCGGAAAGAGGAGCAAGCCAAAGUCAGGAACCUGGAGUAUCUAAGAUAUGCGGAGGCGGUGGUGCCACAGGCAGCUCAUUGCUAUCCUGACCUCAGCUCCCUACACCAAAUGAAGGCAGAAUGCUGGAAACAACUGUGCAAACUAAGGGAAAAUCAGAGCAAACAGAGAACGGGGUUGCAGAACAAGAACAAGCAUUUAGCAGCAUCAUCUAAAAAUCCUCCAAUGGCCCAGCCCUCAGUCAUCUUCAUGGGUCGACAGACCAUCAGAGAUCCGGCCUCCGAUCCCGUCACGAGUGUACUCUCACCGUCGCUGUCACACUCGCCGCCUAAUCACCGCCCGCAACCUUUGCUUCCGAGUGGCCUUUUGAAGGACGCCUGCGCUUCAAAGGCCAGCGUCGGCCCGGUCUUAUCUGAUGACAUUCUAGACUCCAUCCAGCUUCCCACCGGCAACGCUCCGAGUGGUGGACAUGAAAGGAGCAUGCCCGGAGUGCCAUCUGAUUGCAACCUCUCCGCAAGGGCCACAGAAGCGCCCACCGAGGCCACACCUCGAGUGACCUUGAGAGGGCCGCCGGAGGACCUGAUCGUGCCACCGGUGCCAACACCCAGCGCUGAAGACCCACAGGGGCUUGAGAGAAGUUCCCCAUCACCACCAUUGGCUAUCUCCCAGCACUCACACCAACACCACCACCACCACCACAGUGGCAGCAGCAGCCUCAACGAUCCCCCUGAGGACCCAUCAGAAAGUGGCCUUAAACAGGAGGGCUUGGAUGGAACCCUGGAUUGCUCACAAGAGUUUCGAGUGGAGGAUUUGGAGAAAGUUCCAGAAGCUGCAAGGUCCAGGACUCCUAGUAUUUCAAGCUCCACUAUCAGCAUUUCACCUGACUCUUCGGAGAACAUCGAUGACUCCCUCUCCAUCUCCAUCAGUGACCGUGAUCUUCAGAAAUCUGUGAAGACGAAGAGCUCUGGCCAGAAACUCUCCAAAAAGCACAGUGCCUUGCCUGAAGAAGAUAAGAUAUCUGCCACACUAGCACAGGCAACAUUACAAGAUGACUCUGACCCAUCGUCGCAUAGCUCCGUCACAGACAGGCUGUCAUUAGAUGGUCUGUCCUAUUUGCUGGACCAUAUAGAGGACCGGCUGUAUGAUGGGGAUGAGGGGCCGUACCGCAACCUCACCGUCAGCCAGCAGAAACUCAGCCAUGUGAUCAGCCUUUGUCGGGGGAAGGCUACUGCCGGCUCCCUGAAUGGAGAGGCGCUGGGAGUGUGCGGAGCGGUGGCCCUACAGCUGCUGUGGAGGUUGUCACGGAGCACGUCAAAGGGAUGCCUAUUACCCCCGGAGCUGGAGAUCGCAGGGGCCAACGGUGGGGAGUGCGGUGGCGAGCGGAGGGCAGAAAUAAGGUGCUGGCUGCCUGCUGACGCUCGGCCCCUGUGGGAGCGCUGGCUGAGCCACGUCCUGCUGCUCAGGGACAGGCAGGUCAUGACCCCGGAGGAGAUCCUGCAGGUCUUCACCCCUGCCCUGCUGCAGCCACACGCCUCCUACACACACAAGGCGGAGGUGAUUCUGAGGGGAGUGUUGAACGAACAUCCUGUGGAUGUGGCUUCCACUCUGUCAGACAACGCAGACUUGUCAUCAGCCAGCCUGCCUUCCAUUCUGGGGGACGGCAGUGACGCCCAGCCCUCCAAGCCAGCCACCCAGAGGUCUGUGGCUGGUUUGGCCGCACAAGGAGUACAAAGUGCUGAAGAGGACAGUGCUGACCAGGGCUCGCUGGAAAGUAUCCCUAUUAGAGAGACAAAGGCCUAUCAGCUGCUUAAACAGUCUGCCACACAUGACCAGCGCUGGAGUCGCAUGGCAGACACUGAUGAUGAAGAAGAGGAAGAGGAGAUGGAGGGUGAGGGUGAGGAGGAGGAUGACCGACCCAGCCAGCCGCCACAAGGUGGUCUUUCCACACAGUCUGUCCACUUCGAUAAUGUAAUGAGGAUAAUUAUAAUCUUACGAGCAUGUUUUACACAUAAGAUAGCAGAAAUAUGUUCCAACAAUGGAAUAGAGCAAUGGAAGACAAGAGAAAAACACACACUGCUGUUCUGGCACCGCUGGACUAUAAAAGAGUUUGCAAUCAGAAGGCAGCAAGGGAGACAGGGAGACAGAGGCAGCCAGAUCGAGGCCAAUCAAGGAGCAUCAUUAGCCAAAGGGAAACACAGCAGAUUUGGAGGAGGGAAGGACACCAGCACUCAAGACUCUUUUCGGAAAGAGAAAACAAAGGCAGAGGCCCUUACAGCUGUUCAGUCAAAAGCUUUUUGGGGUGAAUCAGAUGACAGCAAUUCCGACAUUGAAAUUGCCUUGCGUCCACGGUCCUGGAAGUCCAGUGACGAUACCGAUGAUUUCUACGAUUGAUUGCAACCUUUGGGAACGAACAGUUAAUGGUGGCAGACCAUCUGGCCAGAGGUUAUGCUUAUGUGCUCUUGUUUGCUCUUGUCGUACUUACAACUGUGCAUCGCAUUAGAAUAAAUCAAAGCACCGUCUCUCGGGCAGUGAAAGCAUGUGUGGGAUUUUUUAUAUUCUUUUUUUUGUCAUAAACAUGCCAAGCUGAACUCUGCUUGUAUCUCUCCAGCUGAACAGCCCUUGUGACUGGUUGAAAUAGAUUAAACUUUGCUUUCAAAGCUA